GUGACUGUGAACAGGAGAAAUUAAUCAAUAUUUUCUUAGUAUUUGCAUGUUUUCUCUAAGUGUCCGCAGUAUUAAAAUGCUAGAAAUUCAAGAUAGGCAAAGUCAUCGAGCUUUAGCUAUUACAUCUAUUGCACAAGAAUCAAGUGCUUCUACGUCUGCCGAUUUGGCAGAAACUCAAGAGAGUUUGACUAUUGCUGAAACGCAUAGUCAACCAAGUGCAUCACUGGCUGAACAACACGUCAUUGUAACUCUUGCUGAAGAGCAUAAUCAACAAAUUGAUACACAUUCAGACUCGACGCAAAAAUCCUAG
Messenger RNA from Acanthoscelides obtectus, 310 nucleotides. NCBI's taxonomy places the organism in Eukaryota, Metazoa, Arthropoda, Insecta, Coleoptera, Chrysomelidae. The record is from the annotation of a GenBank genome assembly.